AUGGAGUAUGUUUACUUCCCAUUGGAAAAGGCACUCUUGGAGAAUUUCCAGUCUUAUCCAGACAGUGUUAAAGACUCUGUUGAUACUUUAGAGAUAAGUUUGAACAUUGAUGGCAUUCCUUUGUUCAAAAGUUCACAAAGUAGUUUAUGGCCAGUUCUCUGUGGUAUUAUGAACCUUACCCCAGUUAGAAUAUUCCCAAUUGCUUUAACGUAUGGCAAGUCAAAACCUAAGAAUUUAGAUUUUCUUCAUGACACUGUGAGAGAUCUGAAUAUGGUGUUAAAGCAAGGCUUAAGUUGCGGUUCAAAGGUUCUUAAAGUUUCUCUCAGGUGUGUUGUCUGUGAUGCACCUGCAAAAGCAUUUGUUAAAGUAGUCUAGGACCUGUAUAUGAGUUUGUAUGCAUUUCAUUUAGGACAGAUAACCUCAAAUGUUUUGGGCAAGUUGACCAUGACGGUCAGCAUGGUAACGCUGCCCGAACCCCAAUCCGGGGCGAAACGUCCGAAACUGACCACACCCAAAAACGACGCUUUCGCCAUACUGCUUAAGUUUUAAGGUUUUGAGUUGAAGGUUUUCAAAGGAAAACCUAUUUUUGAAUGAACUGUACAUAAAUUAUAUAUUUUCUGUAGGUCUUAAACAGUUUUUAUACCAUUUUCCCCAGCUAAUUCCAGUUUUUUUUCUAAUGGACCGUAUCACUAAUCAAGUUUUCAGUUCAUAAAAUCACAAUGUUACAGCUAGAUGUUGAUAUAUAGCCAGUAUAGCUAACCAAUCAGAAUGCAGUAUUGGCUAAACCCACUUCAUUUCAUAAUUAAUAGAAUUUUUUUUUUUGAAUGUUAUAGAACGUUGCCGGGAUUCUAUAAAAGGAUGAUAUUUGAUAGAUCAUUUGGUAGAUCAAGUAAUUUUUAA
This is a messenger RNA of Paramuricea clavata, 900 nucleotides long. The record is from the annotation of a GenBank genome assembly. NCBI's taxonomy places the organism in Eukaryota, Metazoa, Cnidaria, Anthozoa, Malacalcyonacea, Plexauridae.